AUGGCGGGUCGCAACCAUGCUGCAUCCACAAUUACAUGUCCCUGUGGACAAUCUUAUAAUGAUCAAGUCACUCUGGAUGAACACAAGAAAACUAGUUGUCAAAGACGAGGAUUUUCCUGCGAAUUCUGCAACGAAUAUUUGCCAACAUCACAGGCAAUGGGCGCUCAUUUAUAUCAAUGCGGUAAUAAGACUGAUCAAUGUCCUGUUUGUCAAAAAUUUGUUCGUCGAGCGGUAUUUACCUAUCAUGUAUACAACAAUUGCAUUGAUUUAGAUGAAGACUAUACAAGUAGUAAACCUUCCACUAGAGAAAAGAAUUCAUCAAAUCGACCAUUUAAAAGGUAUGAAAAAACAAUACAUACAUUGCUUCCAGCGUGGACUUUUAGAGGAGAAACACAAACUGGAUCGAAUGAUGAAGACUUAACCGACAUCAUUGCUUCUAUUCAAAAACAAGAAUCACAUUCAGACAGCGAACCGGUUAAUAUAUCACCCAGACAAGCAACCAAAAAUAAAGAAAGCGCAGUUCUAUCUCUACGUGCUAAAACUUCAGAAGUACACGACAGGUUACAAAACGAUUACUAUUCAUCUGAAUUGGAUCAUGUCAAAGAAAAACUUCAAUUUAACAUAAUUCUCAUUGGUUCGCCACGUGUCGGCAAAAGUCAACUCAUCAAUGCCAUUUGCAACGGCGAGAAUAAAGCUGCGACAAGUUCGAGUUUGAAUUCCUGCACGAAAGAAAUAGCACGCUACAUUUUGGAAGAUGAUCAACAAAAAACACCUGGAAUAAAACCAUUUCAAAUUAAUUUUUACGACACGCCAGGUAUCGAAUCAUGGACUAAUCAAAGUGGCGAAAUGACUAUGCUAAAAUUUAUCGAAGAAAAACAACCAGUUUGCGUUAUCUACUGUGCUGCACCUGGAACGUUCGCUGAUCUAUCACAAGUUCGUCCGGUGUUGAAAUUUUGUCAGCAGAAAAAAAUCUUUUGGGCGUUUGUCUGCACGAAUAUGUGGUCAAGUACUGCUCGAAAAGUGGUCGUUGGUGAGUUUGAAAAAGAAUUAGCCACUUUCGGUGCUGGCAUUGAAAAAUCGUUUAAUCAACCGCACUCUCGAGUUCCACAUAUAGUGACCGUAUUUGGAAACGACGCACUUUGUACAAUGGUGAAUUCGAUCGAAUAUUACGACCCUGACUAUUCACCUGAGAGAAAGCCUGUACAAGGUGUCGAUGAGCUUAUACAUUGUGUGAUGGAAGCACUCAGUGAUGAAAAACUACUUGGCUGGUGUAGUGCUGUUUUAAAUCGACGUACUUAUUGGGAAAAAUUUAGUCAGAAAGCUAGUGGUUUUGUAUCGCUUCGCAUAAAAAAUAUACAAAACAUGAGCGGCGUAUCCAUUCAACAAAUUACGAGAAAUGCUUUUAUGUAUAUUUAUACUAUGAUCCGAAAACCUUAA
This is a messenger RNA of Rotaria socialis, 1437 nucleotides long. The record is from the annotation of a GenBank genome assembly. Lineage: Eukaryota; Metazoa; Rotifera; Eurotatoria; Philodinida; Philodinidae.